CUUUCAGCCGGUGGGGGCAGCCUAGCAGGAGAGCCGCUCUACCUGGAGCGGGCGGGCGGGCAGGUAGGCUGCGCCUCACUCGCGACGAGGACAUGAGCGCAUGACGCGCGGGAGGGGACGGGUCUCUUUGGCGGAGCCGCUGAGGGAAAGAAACCUCGCCGGGAAGGCGGAAGAAGGAACCUCGUCAUUCCCGGGAUUUUUGCGCAUUCCUUCCCCGCCUGAAGCGAGCUUGCAAGUCUCUCCUGGGACAGGAAAGCUGCGUAGAGAAAGGCUGAGCGCGGUGAGGCUGCGUUGCGCCAAAAAGAAACAGGCGCCUUCUUGGUUCCGCUCCCGGUGGUUGUGGGAGCGCAGGGCGCCCGCGAGGUGUGGUUGCGAGUGAGGAGGCGGCGGCGGCAGGAAGGUGCUGUUGGUUGAGCCUUGGGAGAAAAGUGCCCGGGCGAAAAGCGGCACUUGAAGAGUCCGGGAGUUCCCAUUUCUGAGAGGCAUCCAGUGCGCUCCAAUAUCUGGCUGCUCGGAAAGAAGUCCCCUUGUUGAAGCCACUGAGACUUACUCCCAGGUGGCUUGACGCUGAUACCCGUUAUGUGCGUGGCUCCUGCUUCCUGUGCACACAUAUUUCUGAUUUUCUGUAAGAUGGUGGAACUGGGAAAGGACCACAAAUGUCUUCAAGGAAUGCAUCAUCAGAGCGCAGACCAGGACAACACAGUCGGUCAGUCCAUUAUGAUGAAGUGAAUGUGGAUUCUUCUUCUUCAGAAGAUGCUGAAAGGGAUUUUCAAGAUGCUGGACACAUACUUAACACAGAUCCCUUGCCACCACCUCUUCCACUACAGCCACCCUUUGGCCCUGAAUUUUAUCCAAGUGACAGCGAAGAAACUGCUGGGGCCUCUGAUCUUAAACCAGUGAGAAAAUUCAUUCCAGACUCGUGGAAAAACUUCUUCAAAGGGAAAAGAGAUGGCCCUGAAUGGAAUAAGCCAGUAGCUGCGAUUUCUGGUGGAGCUGAAUGCUCUCCGCCAUCAUCUCCAACACUUACCCCGGUGAAGCCAGGCAAUACCUCAGUUCCAAGCUCUUACCAGGAUCCUUAUGGAGGAUCUGGGGGAACCUACAAUUCACGGAAAGAAGCUGAAGCUAUGCUUCCACAAGAUCCCUACGGCUCCCUAGACAGGCACACACAAACUGUUCUAGCAUACAGUGAGAAAGUAGAAGCCUUUAAUUUGAGAUACUCUUACAUGAAAUCUUGGGCCGGCUUGCUCAGGAUCCUGGGAGUUGCCGAACUGCUGUUGGGUGCAGCUGUGUUUGCCUGUGUUACAGCUUACAUUCACAAGGACAAUGAGUGGUACAACUUGUAUGGCUACUCCCAGCCACAUGGGGCAAGCAGCAUGUAUGGAUAUGGAGGGGGAAGCAGCAUGUAUGGAGGCUAUUACUACAGUGGGCCUAAAACCCCUUUUGUUCUUGUUCUUGCAGCACUUGUUUGGAUAGUGACUGUUAUAAUUCUAGUACUUGGUAUGUCCAUGUAUUACAGGACAAUUCUUCUAGAUUCCCACUGGUGGCCUUUAACCGAGUUUGGAAUUAAUGUUGCCUUGUUUAUUUUGUAUAUGACAGCUGCGAUAGUCUAUGUGAAUGAUGCUAACAGAGGAGGACUUUGCUACUACCCAUUAUUUAAUACGCCAAUGAAUGCAAUGUUUUGCCGAAUAGAAGGGGGGCAGACAGCUGCAAUUAUCUUCUUGUUUGUAACAAUGAUAAUCUAUCUUGUUGGCGCAAUCGUUUGCCUAAAACUAUGGAGGCAUGAAAGUGCACGGAAACAGCGAGAGCUUAUGCAACAAGAGAUGAUAACGACGCAAUCUUUUGCACCAAAAAGGAUGUAUGAAGAUGGCAGUCCCAAAGCAGCAACAAACGCAAAGAACUUCAAGUCUGUGGAACUGAAACCUGAACUACUCAAUGGCCAUAUACCUGCAGGACAUAUUCCUAAACCUAUAGUGAUGCCAGACUACUUAGCGAAAUACCCAGCAAUUCGUUCAGAUGAGGAAAGAGACCGAUAUAAAGCUGUGUUUAAUGAUCAGUUUUCUGAAUAUAAAGAGCUUUCUGCUGAGGUUCAUGCGGUCUUAAAGAAAUUUGAUGAGCUAGAUGCGUUGAUGCAGAAGCUUCCUCAGCAGCCUGGAAACACUCUUGAACAUGACAGAAUUGCAAAUGUUUUGCAACAGUAUAGAAAGAAGAAGAAUGAUCCCACAUUUCUUGAGAAAAAAGAACGUUGUGAAUAUCUAAAGAAAAAGCUUUCUCACAUAAAACAGAGAAUUCAAGAUUAUGACAAAGUUAUGAACUGGAAUGCUUAGGGGGACUUUAUUUGCAAGGUUUUAGUUCAGUGGUUUUUUAUAUUUAUUUAUUGCCAUAACUGUAUAAACAUUCUGCUGUGAAAUGAAUUUUUUAAUCUUGUGAAAUUGUAUUACUGGGCUGACUGGCACAUAAUGCUAAACCAUGGUUUACUGCUAUUUGCACAAGCUGGAACAAGAUUGAGCAAAGCCUUGGCUUUCUGUGCUUCUCCUCUCAUGCAGCUGAGGGGACUUUGGUUUCCAGCUAAUCUGGGUUUGCCAUUCAGAAUCGGAGACCGUGGAUUAAAACUAUGCUAAGUUUUUGAAACAAGCCAUCUUCAAACCAUUAUGAAGCUGGCUUGUUUAACUAACCAGGAUUUCAAACAAGUUUUUCUUUUGCUAUUAACAAGAAGUCUGGGUUAAUGGAAACGAAAAGUACAUGCUAGCAUAUAUUCCUUCUUUCAGCCCCAUAGGACGAGAAGGGAAGAAUGAGUGCUUAAACCCAAGGCUUUAGUCAUACUUUGGGUUGCGAAUGCUGCGAGUUGUGCGUUUUCAGGUUACGGACGCGCCAAACCCAGAAGUACCGGAACAGGUUACUUCUGGGUUUCGGCGCUCAUGCAGAACCGCUAAAUUGCACUUUGCGCAUGUGCAAAAGCGCCAGAUCACGUCAUGCGCAGACGCGACACUGCAGGUUGUGAACGCUGCGGGUUGCGAACGUGCCUCUCGCAUGGAUCACGUUCGUAACCUGAGGUUCCACUGUACUUGGACUCCUUCCUUUUUCCCACAUGGUUUAGCAUUGUGUGUGAGACAGGCCGUUAUCUUGAACAAAUUUUAAGGUUUUAGUUCAUUUAUGUAAAUUUUGUACUUUAUGUUCCUGCUCCUUGAUCAUAUAUAAAUGCAAUUUAAUUUGAGUGUU
This is a messenger RNA of Podarcis muralis (Common wall lizard), 3216 nucleotides long. It is a transcript of the gene MARVELD2, whose product is annotated as MARVEL domain containing 2. The record is from RefSeq and is a predicted model, not a curated record. Gene Ontology annotation, cellular component: bicellular tight junction; cytoplasmic vesicle; apical plasma membrane. Gene Ontology annotation, biological process: bicellular tight junction assembly. NCBI's taxonomy places the organism in Eukaryota, Metazoa, Chordata, Lepidosauria, Squamata, Lacertidae.